Molecule: messenger RNA, 636 nt
Organism: Lindgomyces ingoldianus
Lineage: Eukaryota; Fungi; Ascomycota; Dothideomycetes; Pleosporales; Lindgomycetaceae
Exons: 1
Coding region: 273-491 (72 amino acids)
Source: RefSeq, a predicted model, not a curated record
AGAAGAUCAAGACCUCAAUCGCAUCCACCUGAAAUCACGGCCAACGUUCUCAGUUCUGCCUAAUUCUAAACUCAUAUCCUCAUACUCAUCACACGAAAGCUCUUCAAACCAACCGUCUCUUUCUUGAGCAACUUCCAUUACCAAGGCGAUCAGGUCCCUCUCGCAUCCCUCGCAGGUAAUCUAAGGACAUUAGAAUCCCUUGCUGCAUCCUAUCGAACGUCGUCUCUUCAGCGCGCGCUUUGCUGUUCUUCCACGCAGCCACAUCCACAAUUAUGAAGCUCCUCCUCAUCACCGCUAUCCUACCAUUCGUGUUAGGCGGUGCCAUCCCAGCGGACCCUUAUCCAGCGCCAUGCGGCCGGUCCACACCAUCAGGCCGCUGCUAUACGAAGGAUUCUUGCUACAAGUUGGGUGGGUUUUACGUCCAGCGCGACUGCACGUUCUACAAUGUCCAGGAUAUUGGUUGCUGUUAUGAUAUACCGGAGAAGGAGUAGGGAGAUGUGAAGAUUGGAGCGGUCUCUGAACUGAGGUAGUUAAACUUGUGGCGACAAUAAUUUGAGUGCGGGUUGUGGUUGCAAGGAAGGACGUGAGUCAGUUUGGGGGCCCGCAAGUUUGGGGCGCGAACUUUUUAGCUCUUGC